AAAAUUAAAGAAGACACGAGCAAAAGCUUGAACGCAGGUCACCUAAAACAGGUAGGCUGAAACCUGUGUUAAGCCCUUCUUCCCCGCAGCGCCACUCUGUGUAACCAUGAGUUCUUCAUAUCCUCCAUUGAAGCCCUCUCAACUUGUUCAAACAAUCACCACUCUCCUCUCUUCCUCCCCCAAAUCUCUACCCAAAUGCUCUCUUCAAUCCUACCUCCCUCACCUCACUCCUCCCAUUAUUCACUCCAUUCUCUCCUCUCCCCCUCUCUCUUCUCGCCCUUCCACUCUCUUCUCCUUCUUCCAAUGGUCUCAAUCCCACAUACCCUCUUUCUCCACCCACCCACUCCCUUUCCCUUCUCUUCUCCCUAUCUUAUCCUCCCUAUUGUCCCAUCGCAGAUUCACCGUUGCAAGAUCCCUUCUCCUCACGUUUAUCCCUUCUGAUCACCCUCAACAUCUUCUCCAUCGUCAUCUCCUUCACCCCAUUUCUAAUUUCCCUCAACCCUCAACCGAAUUGUUGGAUACUGCUAUAGGUGCUUACUGCCAAUGUGGAAAACCCCAUCUCGCACUUCAGAUUUUCAAGAAGAUGAAGCGCCUUCGACUUUGCCCUAACAUCAUUACUUUCAAUACUUUGAUUACUGCUUUGGUUAGGUACCCUUCCACUCACUCUCUGUUUUUAUGUAAUGAGCUGUUUAAUGACGCACUUAAGCUUGGUUUGGUGCCAACUACAAUUACUAUCAAUAUUUUGAUUAAAGUGUAUUGUUUAGCUUACAAGUAUAAGGAUGCUAAUCAAUUGCUGGAUAGAAUGAGUGAGUUUGGAUGUGUGCCCGAUAAUGUGAGUUAUAAUACUAUAUUGGAUGGGUUGUGUGAGAAAGGUAGGUUGAACGAGGUUAGGGAUUUGUUGUUGGAUAUGAAGGGUAAAGGUCUUGUGCCGAAUAGGAAUACAUAUAAUAUCUUGAUACAUGGUUAUUGUAAAAUUGGGUGGUUGAAGGAUGCUGCUCAGAUUGUCGAGCUGAUGACGCAGAACAAUACUUUGCCUGAUGUUUGGACUUAUAAUAUGUUGAUUGGGGGUCUGUGUAAUGAAGGAAGGAUUGAUGAUGCAAUUAGGAUUCGGGAUGAGAUGGUAGGAUUGAAAUUGUUGCCUGAUGUGAAAACUUACAACACCCUCAUCAAUGGGUGUCUUGAUAAUAAGAGAAGCUCAGAGGCCUUUGAUCUGCUUGAAGAGAUGAAUCAGAAGGGGAUCAAAUGUAAUGAAAUUACGUAUAAUACAUUGAUUAAAGGGUAUUGCAAGGAAGGGAAGAUGGAUAAAGCUAGAGAGGUACUUCAAAAGAUGGAAGAAGAUGGUUUAUGUCCAGAUUGUGUUUCCUAUAAUACUCUCAUAAGUGCAUAUUGUAAAGCAGGAAAUCUACCAGAAGUAUUGAGGAUAAUGAAACAAAUAGGUGAAAAAGGUUUGAAAAUGGAUAAUUUCUCUCUCAAUACAUUGCUUCACAUUCUUUGUCAAGAAAGGAAGCUUGAUGAGGCCUACGAGUUGCUCUCUGUUGCUUCUACCAGGGGUUAUCUUGUUGAUGCAGUAAGUUAUGGCACUCUUAUUGCUGGCUACUUUAGAUGUGCAGAUACAGAAAAAGCUCUUAAGCUUUGGGAUGAGAUGGAAGAGAGAGAGGUAAUUCCCACUAUUGUCACCUACAACAUCAUAAUUGGAGGGCUAUGUAAAUCAGGUAAAACUCAGCUGGCAAUUGCUAAACUGAAUGAACUUUUGGAGAAGGGUAUAGUUCCUGACGAAAUAACAUAUAAUACUAUUAUUCAUGGAUACUGCUGGGAGGGGAACAUUGAGAAAGCAUUUCAAUUUCAUAACAAAAUGGUUGAAAAUUCUUUUAAGCCUGAUGUAUAUACGUGCAACAUUCUUCUUAGGGGACUAAGUAGGGAAGGCAUGCUUGAAAAAGCUAUUAAGCUCUUUAAUACGUGGAUAGAUAAAGGGAAGACCACUGAUGUAGUAACUUAUAACACCUUGAUAACAGCUCUUUGUAAAGAUCAAAGACUUGAUGAUGCUCUGGGCCUUGUUGCUGAAAUGGAAGAGAAAAAUAUCCAGCGUGAUAAGUACACACAUAAUGCUAUUGUUGGUGCACUUACUGAUGCUGGAAGGCUUAAAGAGGCAGAAGAAUUUAUGAUAGACAGAGAAAGGCCAUCUGAACAGCGGUUGCAAAUGGAUGACAGGGAACAUGAACUCAGAGUUGAUGAACUAGAAUCAAGUUCAAUCGCUUAUUCACAGCAGAUUGAUGAGCUUUGUGCGGAAGGAAGAUACAAGGAUGCAAUGCUUAUAUAUGCACAAGUCACUCAGAGAGGUAUUGAUCUACAAAAGUCCACUUAUUUUACUCUGAUAAAAGGACUCAUCAAGAGGAGAAAAAGUAUAUCGAAGACAGGUUGAUAGUGACCCCGAAAGUUUGGCUCUGGCUGAGUAUGAUGACUUCAGUUUCUAUGCCCAGUAUGCAACACUGCAAGGAUCCAAGGCAAAAGGUGGUUUAGCUGAACUUCUAUUAUCAUCUGGACCUAAUGCGGUGUACUAUAAUGUACUUCUUCUAUGAUGUGCUGGAGUGUUGGGAGAAAAUGCGAAUCAGUGAGGUCAGUAUGAAAGAUAGUAAAUCUAGAUGAUCACAUUGCAUUGGUGUGUGCUGGGCUGAAAGCAGAUGCACUAGUGCUUGUGAAUAAGACACGCAUUGAGUGUCAGAGUCAUAGGCAUACGGUUGAAGAUCCUGUUACCGUUGAGUACAUAACUCGUUACAUUGCUGGUCUUCAGCAAAAGAACACUCAAAGUGGUGGGGUGAGGCCAUUUGGUCUAUCCACCUUGAUCAUUGGUUUUGACCCACACACAGGUGUACCCUCACUUUACAAAACAGAUCCAUCGGGUACAUUCUCAGCCCCCAAAGCCAAUGCGGCUGGUAGAAACUCUUAACUCUACUCGGGAGUUCUUGGAGAAGAAUUACAAUGAAACAUCUGGAAAGUGUGAAACUAGCCAUACAUGCUUUGCUUGAAGCGCAUUUACAAGGUAAUAUAUGUGACGUUACAAGGGAGGAAUUGAAGUUUUUUUUCCCUAGGAAAGUUGUUAAAACAUAUUGAGAAGUGAGGAUGAAAAGGAGUAGCUGCAUUUUCUGCCCUGGAAAUGAGUGCUCCAAAUGUUUGUUCUGCUAAAAAAAAAGUGCUGUAGGAGAAUGGAUUAGUCGAGUGCGUGUAAAUUGGCAUAGAUACCACAGUUAUUUAGGAGUGGCCAAUUGAAUACCGCAGACAUUUGAAGAAUUUCUUCCUAUGAUUUCCACAUAUGUCAAAACCCCUCUUUCCAUGGCAAACUUGGGCUUUCUUAAACGCCUCAAGAACUUAUGAAUUAUGACUUGCUCAUUCACGGGAAGUAAUUACCUCUUCGUUGUAAGAGGUGACCUGACUUGUAUUUUAGAUCAUUUAUUUCUGACGUACAUAUGCACUCACACAUGCUAAGUUAUCAACUAUGAUUUAAAAGCUGCUCUUUAUGAUUCAAGUUGUUGACUUAAUUAUAUUGUUUAAGCAGACUGAAAUACAUGACUGCUUCCGUUAGAGAUUUCUGUGUUGGUUUUUAGGGAACAAAUGCACUCAUCCAACUAGACCUUUAGCAAAAAUGGAAAGAGCAUAGUUGGAUGUGAGCAUUUGUUUUGGCUGUAGUGAUUUUUAAGCACGUGUUUCCCUACGAAUCAGGUUGUUGAAAGUUUUGGAGAAAACAUAGAUGUUGCUGUAAUGACAAAAGAGCAUGGGCUUUAGGAACCUCGAGGAUGCUGAAAUAGAUGCCAUUGUUGCUGAGAUCAAAGCAGAGAAAGCAGCCAAAAAGGCCCCGCCGAAAGAAACCUAGUUCUGCUGAAAUUCAUUCUUAACUAUCCCUAAAUACUUUCUUUGUUGGAUCAAGUUAAGUGCAGCGUUCCUUGAAUUUUAUGAGACGAAAGAAGUCAUGCUCCCGUGAUCUCUUUGCUAUUUGUGUGUUGCUUGAUACUUUAAAGUUUUAUCUUGUUAUUUUGUAGUUUGUGUAUUUUGGAAAUUUGGUUGUGAAAUAUCAGCAUUUGUUUGUGCUCUUUCCUGGAUUCUGAAAGUUUCUUGUGGAUAAAUUGGUGGAACACAGGAGCAGAGAAGGCUUGUUUUUCAAUGGUUUACCAUUGGUUUUGACCCACGGCCUAACUGCACAGUCGGUGCAGCACAGAUAGUCGAUUCUGGGGGUGUGAAAUUGUGCAAGUUAAAAGGGUUGUGUAUGUAUGUGGCUAAAUAGUUCAGAGGGUGAGUCGUCAUAUUGUGCUUAUAAAAUUAUCUGUAGAAUACUUCUUAUAAAAUACAUUCCUGAUUUGAUUGUAGAAACCUAUUAUAUUUAGUAUCUUUUUUGGAAAAA
Messenger RNA from Solanum lycopersicum (tomato), 4390 nucleotides. Its product is annotated as pentatricopeptide repeat-containing protein At2g16880. Gene Ontology annotation, molecular function: protein binding. The record is from RefSeq and is a predicted model, not a curated record. NCBI's taxonomy places the organism in Eukaryota, Viridiplantae, Streptophyta, Magnoliopsida, Solanales, Solanaceae.